Molecule: messenger RNA, 1213 nt
Organism: Selaginella moellendorffii
Lineage: Eukaryota; Viridiplantae; Streptophyta; Lycopodiopsida; Selaginellales; Selaginellaceae
Product: peroxidase A2
Exons: 4
Coding region: 90-1121 (343 amino acids)
Biological process (GO): response to oxidative stress; hydrogen peroxide catabolic process
Cellular component (GO): plant-type cell wall; plasmodesma
Molecular function (GO): heme binding; peroxidase activity
Source: RefSeq, a predicted model, not a curated record
CUAUUGCUCGCCUUUAGCUUUCCCAAGGAAAUAAACUCAUCUAACUCGAGAAGCCAUUCUAACACUGCGUGAAAGAGAGAGAGAGACAGAUGAGAAUGGCGAAAAGAAUGCUUGUGGUGUCGAUGCUUGCAAUCCUAUGUCUUGCAGAUGCGCGCACCGAGGAGUUCUUCUACAACAGGACUUGCCCGAAUGCGGAGACGAUUGUCCGAGACGUGGUCACCUCGCAUUUCCGGAACAACCGGACCAUCCCGGCGGCACUGCUGCGACUCUUUUUCCACGACUGCUUCGUCGAGGGGUGUGAUGGAUCGCUGCUGCUGGAUGCGUCCGCCGAUGGCGCUGUGAUCGAGAAGCAGGCGCUGCCAAACAACAACUCGGCCCGGGGCUUCGAGGUGAUUGACGAUGCAAAGGCGCGGCUCGAGAGCACUUGCCCCGGCGUCGUCUCGUGCGCGGACAUCCUCGCGCUGGCAGCAAGAGACUCGGUUGUCCUCACCGGAGCACCCUUCUUUGUCAUGCCCACCGGCCGCUUUGAUGGUCGGAUCUCAAACCGGACACUCGCCGAGGCCGCUCUGCCAUCGCCAUUCGACAGUGCCACCAGGCUCAAGGACUCAUUCGCUCGACAGAACCUCACAGUCCAGGACUUGGUCCACCUCUCGGGGGCACACACAAUUGGCCAGUCGCAAUGUCAGUUCUUCUCGCCCCGCCUCUACAACUUUAGCAACACUGGAGUCCCGGAUCCAACCUUGAAUGCCACGUACCGGGCCGAGCUCCAGCAGGCAUGCCCGCGCAACGCCAAUGCCACCAACAGGGUGGCGCUGGACCGAGGCUCCGAGUUCGUGGUGGACAACAGCUACUAUCGCAACCUGGUGGCGGGGAGGGGGCUGCUGCGAUCCGACCAGGAGCUCACCCUUGACUCGGAGACGGAGAGCAUCGUGCGGUCGUUUGCCGGGGACGAGAACCGAUUCCAGCUGCGCUUCCGGAGGUCUCUGCUCAAGAUGGGCGAGCUGAGGAUCAAGACGUCGGCCAACGGGGAGAUUCGGAGGAACUGUAGGCGCGUGAACCCUAGAAACACCAUCAUUGUCACCACCACGAAUGGCGAUGAUGCCGCUGCCUCCACCAUCUAGGCAAAUGGUGUGAUCCCCCAAUAACUUGAUUCUCUUUGGCUUGCUUCUGAUUGAAACUCUAGAUCAAAGGAAGAAGAAAGUGCUUCUUCUUU